This is a messenger RNA of Mugil cephalus (flathead mullet), 4977 nucleotides long. RefSeq names its product E3 ubiquitin/ISG15 ligase TRIM25-like. Bases 1007 to 4123 code for a protein of 1038 amino acids. NCBI's taxonomy places the organism in Eukaryota, Metazoa, Chordata, Actinopteri, Mugiliformes, Mugilidae. The record is from RefSeq and is a predicted model, not a curated record. Gene Ontology annotation, biological process: protein ubiquitination. Gene Ontology annotation, molecular function: zinc ion binding; protein binding; ubiquitin-protein transferase activity. The transcript has 4 exons.
UUGUUAUGGGCGCUAUGUAAAUAAAAUUGAAUUGAACUGAACUGGUCGGCCAGUGGAUUCAAACCCAGAACCUUCUCACUGUGAGUCCUCAGUUUGGUGCUAACCAACUGAGGACUAAAUUAAUUUAUUCAAGUGAUCAUUUCUAAUAGUGGUCACUGCUGUUGAGCAGGUGGUCUUUAAUGGGGCCCAGGACUCAUUGUGUGUUCACACUAACCAAAGGAAUGAGGUCAGAUGUGUCCCAGACCACCUCCAAAUGUGGACUGAGACCAGAUAGGGGUUCACACCUGGACUUAAAGCUGGACUCUUGUAAUUGGAUGUUAAUGGAAGAUCUGAAGAGGGCCUUGGACAAGGAAACUUCUCAUGGAGUGCUCUUAACUUGCCGGAAUACUGGGCGUCUUAGGGUGUCCAGGCCUUUUUUGCGUCGCAGCGCUCUGUUGGUUUGGUCUAGGUUUGUUUUUACACCCCCAGUAUUAACAUUGUCCCGUUUCACUCCGUGAACACAAGUUCAUAGUAAAGGUUUCCAAAUACAAAUGCCACACUUGCCUCCAGACAUUUACCUGCUUAACUCAUGACGAAUGAAUGACUGAAACAACUUUUGAGUCGAGAGUUGCUGAGAACAGUUUCUACACUUUUCCUCCAGUUUGGAUGAUAACAAUUAAAGCUAGAGUUCUGCAUUAUUAUAUAAUUACAACUAAAUGGAAUUGUUUUUUCUUUGGAGGUCUCAAAUGUGCAGCUAUUGAUGGUAGAAAAUACUAAUUUACUGAUCUUGAUUCAUCCGGUCAAAGGAAGCCCAAAAGAGUUCCUCAUCUUUAGUUUCAUUCUUGGGCCACCAGUAACCCUGAUAACCCUGUCUCACACACGGUUCGCAGUUCAGCUAGAGGAAGAGUGCAUGUUUCAUCUGAUAAGGUUUAAUCUUUCUGAGAACUGAGCAUCAGGCUGCUGCUGAGAGGAGGUGAAGGACUAGGCUGUCCAGUUGUAUCAGUUUCUCCUCCUCAGGUAAACAAGCAUGGAGAGCUUUGGGAUGAAAUUACAAAGUCUGCUGAAGAAAACUGAAACUCUUUUCAGUUUUUUUAGAUUUAGAGGUGAAACGGCUCAGAAAGAAGUUGAGCUGAAUCGAGAAACCUUUUCUUGUUCCAUCUGUCUGGAUCUACUGAAGGAUCCGGUGACUAUUCCCUGUGGACACAGCUACUGCAAGAACUGUAUUAAAAGCCACUUUGAUGAAGAGGACAAGAAGAAAACCCACAGCUGUCCUGACUGCAGACAACUCUUCACAUCGAGGCCUGUCCUGGUGAAAAACACCAUGUUAGCAGAGUUAGUGGAGCAGCUGGAGAAGAAGGGAUUCCAAGCUGCCCCUGAUGAUCACUGCUAUGCUGAACCUGAAGAUGUGGCCUGUGAUUUCUGCACUGGAAGAAAACUGAAAGCCUUCAAGUCCUGUUUAUUCUGUCUGGCAUCUUACUGUGAGAAACACCUUGAACCUCACUAUAAGUCACCUACAUUUAAACAACACAAGCUGGUGGAUCCCUCGAAGAAGCUCCAGGAGAACAUCUGCUCUCAUCAUGGUGAGGUGAUGAAGAUGUUCUGUCGUACUGAUCAGCAGAGUAUCUGUUAUCUCUGCCCUGUGGAUGAACAUAAAGGCCACGACACAGUCUCAGCUGCAGCAGAAAGGACUGAGAGGCAGAGAGAGGUGGAGGUGAGACGACAAAACAUCCAGCAGAUGAUCCAGGACAAAGAGAAAGAUGUGAAGCUGCUUCAACAGGAGCUGAAGGCUGUCGCUCACUCUGCUGAUAAAACAGUGAAGGACAGUCAGGAGAUGUUCACUGAGAUGAUCCGUCUCCUCCAGGAAAGAAGCUCUGAUGUGGAGCAGCAGGUCAGAUCCCAGCAGGAAACUGAAGAGAGUCGAGUCAAAGAGGUUCAGGAGAAGCUGCAGCAGGAGAUCACUGAGCUGAAGAUGGAAGACGCUGAGCUGAAACAACUCUCAGACACAGAGGAUCACAACCAGUUUCUACACAACUACCCCUCACUGUCACCACUCAGUCAAUCUACACCUCCAUCCAGCAUCAUAUCUGUCUCUGAGUACUUUGAGGACGUGAAAACAGCUCCCCAACUUGGAGUUGAGGAUGCUAUCAUCUUCCUGCUCAACCACAUCUACACCUACCUGGAUAAGACGGAGAGCACUGUGAGAGUCAUGUUUUUCGACUUCUCCAGUGCUUUCAACACCAUCCGUCCGGCUCUACUGGUGGUUGGAUGUAUCAGCAAGGGUGAUGAGGUGGAGUACAGGGCUAUUGUGGACAACUUUGUCACAUUGUGCAAGCAGAAUCAUCUACAGCUCAGUGUGACAAAGACAAGGGAACUGGUGGUGGACCUGAGGAGGACCAAGAUCAGAGCUCAGACUAGUGUCACUUCUAAGAAAGAGAAACUCACUGAAUCACUGACACUGAGAGCUGAAAUGGCGCAGAGAGGAGUUGAGCUGGAUGAAGAAACAAUCAGCUGUUCCAUCUGUCUGGAUUUACUGAAGGAUCCGGUGACUAUUCCCUGUGGACACAGCUACUGCAAGAACUGUAUUAAAGGCCACUUUGAUGAACAGGAUGCAAAGCAAGUCAUUCACAGCUGCCCUCAGUGCAGACAACUCUUCACAUCGAGGCCUGUCCUGGUGAAAAGCACUAUGUUGGCAAAUGUAGUGGAGAAGCUAGAGAAGACUGGACUCCAAGCUGCUCCUGAUGAUCACUGCUAUGCUGGACCUGAAGAUGUGGCCUGUGAUUUCUGCACUGGAAGAAAACUGAAAGCCUUCAAGUCCUGUUUAUUCUGUCUAGUAUCUUACUGUGAGAAACACCUUCAGCCUCAUUAUGAUGUAGCUCCUUUAAAGAAACACAAGCUGGUGGAUCCCUCCAAGAAGCUCCAGGAGAACAUCUGUUCUCGUCAUGAUGAGGUGAUGAAGAUGUUCUGUCGUACUGAUCAGCAGAGUAUCUGUUAUCUCUGCUCUGUGGAUGAACAUAAAGGCCAUGACAUAGUCUCAGCUGCAGCAGAAAGGACAGAGAGGCAGAGAGAGGUGGACGUGAGACGACAAAACAUCCAGCAGAUGAUCCAGGACAAAGAGAAAGAUGUGAAGCUGCUUCAACAGGAGCUGAAGGCCAUCGCUCACUCUGCUGAUAAAACAGUGAAGGACAGUCAGGAGAUCUUCACUGAGAUGAUCCGUCUCCUCCAGGAAAGAAGCUCUGAUGUGGAGCAGCAGGUCAGAUCCCAGCAGGAAACUGAAGAGAGUGGAGUGAAAGAGGUUCAGGAGAAGCUGCAGCAGGAGAUCACUGAGCUGAAGAUGGAAGACGCUGAGCUGAAGCAACUCUCAGACACAGAGGAUCACAACCAGUUUCUACACAACUACCCCUCACUGUCACCACUUAGUCAAUCUACACACUCAUCCAGCAUCAAUAUCUGUCCUCUGAGAAACUUUGAGGACGUGAAAGCAGCUGUGAUAGAGCUCAGAAAGAAACUAGAGGACAUUCUGAGAGAGACAAGGACAAACAUCUCACUGACAGUGACUGAAGUGGAUGUUUUACUGCCACAACCAGAGCCAAAGACCAGAGAUGAAUUCUUAAAGUAUUCAUGUGAAAUCACACUGGAUCAAAACACAGCACACAAGAAGCUGGUACUGUCUGAGAGAAACAGAAAAGUAACAGUCAUGAUGAUGGAACUGGCUUAUCCUGAUCAUCCAGAUAGAUUCACUGCCAAUGGUCAGGUCCUGAGUAGAGAAAGUCUGACUGGACGUUGUUACUGGGAGGUGGAGAAAGGAGUGGGAGGAAUUUCAGUGGCAGUUGCAUACAAAGAUAAUAAUUCGGAAAAUGAAAAAUUUGGAGAAAAUGACAAGUCUUGGGCAUUGGGUUUUUACAAGAGUCGUUACAAUUUCAGACAUAACAACAUCCAAACUCCUGUCUCAGGUCCUCCUUCUUCCAGAGUAGGAGUGUACCUGGAUCACAGAGCAGGUAUUCUGUCCUUCUACAGCAUCUCUGAAACCAUGACUCUCCUCCACAGAGUCCAGACCACAUUCACUCAGCCGCUCUAUGCUGGACUCUGGAUCAACGGCCCGGUUGGAAACACUGCUAAACUGGGUGAGCUUGAACAGAAGAUAUGAAGAAUACCCGAUCUGAGUCUGUACAGCUGGAAAUAACUUUAACACACUGAAUUGUGCAAUAUGAUGUUAAAUCAUCAGCACGGCAACUGCAGAAAAAAUGGAGAAAGUGAACUCAGGACCUUUGCUGAAGGAAUUAAGUUAAUAUCAUUCCUGAUUGUCAAAGAGAAAAGUCUAAUUUGUGCUGAGAUUCUGUAUAUGUUCAAUGGUAAGAUGUUAAAUUUGAAUAAUCUUUAGAUCUGUGUUUAGUCUGACUUCCAUCUUCAUCAUCUUCAUUUGCAGACAUUGUGUCGUCAACUAGAGGUCGGCCUUCACAAAGAUGUUAUUCUAUCCUACAUUGCAUUAUUCUAUCUGUAAAUUCACUACUGGGGCAGUGAUGAAGAACAUACUUUGUGUUAUUUUGGUAAAAUAAUAAAAUGUAUAAAAUAAUAUGAUAAAAUAAAUUAGAUGUUUAUUUCAAGCGUCCACAAACUUUUGGCAGAUUUAGAAGUUUGCAGCAUUAAUUGUUUUUCCACUAACAAAAUAUGUAAAUUAACUCAAAUUGCAAAUUUAAUUCCUAUAGUCCUUUGAUUUUAAUUUCUUGAUAUUUUGUGAUGCUAAUAUGUAAAUGCUGAAUUCUAGGCACAUUUAUCAUAUUUCAAACAGUAAAUUAGACGCUGCCUGUGUGGUGGUGGUGGUAAUUUGUAAAGUUAAAUCACAAACUCAAGAACUAAUGGUUGGACAAUGUAGUUUGUUUGUAAAGAUUUAAAAAUAGUUUUUCCUAUUGAUACUCUGUUUUCUUAAUUACAUUGGAUCAAAAAGUUUUGUAAUUUAUCUGCCCCAGAUUAUGAAAUGUUUUAAUAACUAUACAAAUGCAC